AGCGCCUAGCCUGUCUGCUGAGGGCACUGCACCUACACGCAGCCUCCGAAUGCUCCAUCGUCGGCGAGAUGCUACCGAGCCCCAGUUCGACAUUCCGCUUUAAGAACAGAGUCUGCGCAAUGGGCUCCAGUUUAGCGGUUGGUCUGCGGUGAAAAUUAACUAGAGAGAAAAGAGGGAUAAGAGGACCAUUUUUCCUAGGAAUAAAAAUACGCACAGAAGGACACAAGACUGGAAAUCAAAAGCAGACUGACUGAGGGGGGAAUUUGGGGACAGUCAUGGCGGGGGCGGGAGCAAAGGGAAGGAAAGCGGGGCUCCCUGGUUUUUGUUGGAAAACCUGUUAUUUUCAUCUUUUAUUCUGGGUCGUUUCGUUAUGUGGUGAAGAGAAGACCUUCAUCGUAGAGACGUGGCUGAAGAACUAUGGCUACCUGCUCCCCCACAACAUCCGAACGUCGGACAUCCGCUCGGAGAAGGCCAUGCAGUCUGCUGUCGCUGCCAUGCAGCGGUUCUACGGCAUCCCGGUGACGGGCGUGCUGGAUCAGACCACCAUUGAGUGGAUGAGGAAACCUCGGUGCGGGGUCCCAGACCACCCGAGCAUCAGUCGUCGGAGGCGGAAUAAGCGAUUUGCCCUCACUGGUCAGAAAUGGAGGGACAAACAGAUCUCUUACAGCAUACACAACUACACACCUAAAGUGGGCGAGGUGGACACGAAGCGAGCGAUACGCCAGGCCUUCGACGUGUGGCAGGCGGUGACCCCGCUGACCUUUCAGGAGGUCGACUCCAAGGAGAUGAAGGCCCUGGGCAAGGAGGCGGACAUCAUGAUCUUCUUCGCAUCGGGGUUCCACGGCGACAGCUCGCCAUUUGAUGGUGAAGGAGGCUUUCUGGCCCACGCCUACUUCCCUGGCCCGGGCAUCGGUGGAGACACACACUUUGACUCGGACGAGCCGUGGACGUUAGGGAACGCAAAUCAUGACGGGAACGACCUCUUCCUAGUGGCGGUGCACGAGCUGGGCCACGCGCUGGGUCUGGAACAUUCCAACGACCCCAGUGCUAUCAUGGCACCCUUCUACCAGUACAUGGAGACGCACAACUUCAAGCUGCCACUCGACGACCUUCAAGGCAUCCAGAAGAUUUACGGCGUGCCCACUGCGAUGAUGGAGCCUACACGGCCUCUGCCCACUCUCCCCAUGGGACCCUUGACCAAGAAGCACAACCUUGCAGCUCCGCGGCCCACAUCGCCGCCCUCCCUCGACCGGCCGUCCAAUGGCAAGCCCAACAUCUGCGACGGCAAUUUCAACACGGUGGCCUUCUUCCGGAGGGAGAUGUUUGUCUUCAAGGACCGAUGGUUCUGGCGACUGCGGAACAACAAGGUGCAGGAAGGCUACCCGAUGCAGAUCGACCAGUUCUGGAAGGGCCUUCCGCGCGGCAUCGACGCGGCCUAUGAGAGGUCGGAUGGGAAAUUUGUGUUCUUCAAAGGUGACAAGUACUGGGUGUUCAAAGAGGUGAGUGCUGAACCCGGCUACCCGCACAGCCUGGUGGAGCUGGGCACCAGCCUCCCGCAGGACGGCAUCGACACCGCCGUGCGCUGGGAGUCCGUGGCCAAGACGUACUUCUUCAAGGGCAACCAGUACUGGCGCUACAACGAGGAGAAGCGCACCGUGGACGCCGGCUACCCCCGCUCCAUCUCCGUGUGGAAAGGCGUCCCCGAGGCGCCACAAGGAGCUUUUGUCAGCAGGGAGGGAAUGUACACCUACUUCUACAAAGGCAAAGAUUACUGGAAGUUUGAUAACUCCAAGCUUUUCGUGGAGCCCGGCUACCCCAAGUCCAUCUUAAAAGACUGGAUGGGCUGUGACCAGUCCGACAUGGAGAAGAACAAGGAUCGGCAGCUGCCCCACGACGACGUGGACAUCAUGGUGGCCAUCAACGACGUUCCGAGCACCGUCAACGCCAUCGCCGUGGUGAUCCCUUGCAUCCUCUCCCUGUGCAUCCUGGUUUUGGUCUACACCAUCUUUCAGUUCAAGAACAAAGGGGUGCAGCAGAACGUCACCUACUACAAACACCCCGUGCAGGAGUGGGUAUGACAGGCUAGGUGGCGCUAGCUGAAGGCUAACGGAUAGAACAGUUUUUGAGAGGGCUACAAAAAAAAGAAAUAACAAAAAAGACAAACAAACGCUUUGGGUGCAUCAUGUGAUCAGUGCCUGUCUUUGCACAAUCUAUUGUGAGACGAGGGGUAAAGGAAGGAGCAAAUCCCUUUGGGGUUUCGUACAACCCUCACUCCCUCCCUACUCCUCCCAAAACCCCCCUCCGUGAAGAAACCUUAAAAAACGAGAAUUGUGUGCGUACCGUUACCAUGAGCCGAGAAAAGAAAACGAACGAAAACAAACACAACAAAACCACAGCGGAGCUGUGGGAGGCUCUGUCUGGAGCGCGCGAUGGAGCCGUCUUCCCACUGGUUGGUCUAAUGCACCUGUGCUCCACCUGUCCUCUUCUAUCUGGCCCGGUCACUGGAGGCCAUAUGGCGACCCGCAUACUGUCCCUCCGCCAGACUGCCCACAGACUGUCCUCCAGAGGGACGGAGACGGAGCAUGCCUCGCAGUCAGAUACCAGCAGUUCCUGUCUUAAUCCAACAUGGACUUGUACAUGAAUUUCAAAAGUAAUAUCAGUUGUGAAACAAGAAGAGCGAAUCAAAUUUAAAAAAAAAAAAAAAAAAAAGAAAACACAAAACAAAAUAAACUAAAAUGUAGGUAGAAAUGCCAUAGAAAUUGAGAGUGAGAAAAGGAAGAUUGUUGUGGAACAGUUUUAAGACUUUUUAAGUUUACGGAAUGACCUUGAGUUCAGGCUGAGAAAGACGUUGUUAUGGUUUACUCUAUGUUCACUCAACUUGUACUGCACAGCACUGGCGCAGUCUAAACGCUGGCUAGUGGACAGUGGUCAGGCUGCUGAUGAACUCUGACCCCACACACACACUCCACUUGUUCCGUGGAGCGGGUAGAAGACUCCUCUGCCUUGAGUUCACUUGGAAGUUUUCAAUCACUGAAAGUCUACCAAUUUAUAUAUUUUGUUUUUAUUUUAUGGAUUUGCAUUGCCUCUUUUUUUCUAGGAAUACAUGUCAGUGCUCUGAUUUCCUAUGUAACUAAUGUAAAUCAAACGUCUAUUGUAAUUACUUAUUGUUACAGUGUUAUAGCUUUGGAAUGGCUCUGUAACAUUCAGGCAAACCACAUCCCUUUCCUGUUAUGGUAUUUCCAGGCUUCAGGUACAGUGUAACAGUAAAUAAUUACAGCAUGCGCUGCGUCACACUCACUGACAUAAGUGCUCAGGAGGAGACAAUAAGACCUUUUUUUCCCUUUGAUUUCCUGUUUUUCCUCAUAUAAUACUACCUUUUUCAGACAUAAGCAAGCCACAUUGACUUUUCUGUGUGAAUCAGGAAAUAAAAAAAAACUGAAAAUAAAAAAAACAGGAAACAAAAACACAAUUCAUCCCCAAUUCAAAUUCACCCCCAGCUAGCUUUGCAAGGACAGGCUUCUCAUUAGUGCUAUGAUGUUAAGAUUGCUACGUCAGUAUUUGGCCUUGGUGUGAGAAUGGUUUUGAGAACUGAGGUAGCGUUAGAUGUCAUAUACUUUAAUUAACCUGCAGUGCUGAAAACAUAACAGUGGCAGUAAGACAUCAUGUCUAGUCCUCUUCCUCAUGCAAAAUAGGAGGAUGGAUGCCAAAUUGUAGAUGAGGAGGUGUUGCACCAUGCAUUGUCUCAUUCGCAGCUUGCAAACCCCAAGAAACUGAGAUCAAACAUGGCAGACAGAACCUCCCAUUGGGGCUGGGUUCUGGAAAUCCCCGCUGAGAGAAAAACAGUUUUCUCUGCCGUACUCCAUGUAUUUGCCUUUAAAAUGUUUUAGGUUCACUUUGAAUAUGCUUUUCUCACCCCCAUCAUUUAAGUUUUCAUGUUUAUUGCUAUAAGUAAAGAAAUCCAAGGAUCAUAACAGAGGCGCAGAAGGCUUUUAUCACCUUCCCACUAAUGAUUUCUUGUGAUGGGACGAGGCGAGCACACAACUGUCCACACAUUUGGGUGAGGUGUUAUUCAGAUACGCAACACAUUUUGAGAUACUUACAAUACUGAGCUUUGACCGGGGCAUUGACAAAGGAGUUUUCAUUUUGACCAUUUCUGUGUUUCUUCUUUGCCCUUGUCUAUCAAGCCUAUCAAGCUUUCAUUGGUUUGUGUGGUGUUUCUGUGGUACUGUAAUGUGCUCAGUGCUAAUAUAUGAGUGACUCACAAUCACAAUCACCUGUAUUGCUUUGCGUGGCCCAAGUAAACAUUAUCCCUUCCAGACUCAGCCAUGACCACUGAAAUGCUGACCUUGGUCAUCUCCAUUUCUAACAUAUAGAAAGUUUGUGAUAGGAUGUUUGAAUAGUGAAAAAAGUAGUGUCAUCAAAAUAUGUGGUGCUGCUAUAAAACGUUGAGCUUGUCAUAUGGAUGUGACUAUGAAGACAUCUACUGUAGUAGAGAAAAGUUUUAAGCUGCUUUAUAGGCCGUUGUCCCUAUUUGCAUAUUGUUCACACCAUGUGUUUCUGCUGGACAAUACUACAUUCAUUUGCCUUACUGUGGCAGACCUUUAGUGAGAUGUGUUGGGGCAGACCCUUUUAGAGGAGUAACCAGAAUGUUUUAUGACAUAACGAUUUUUUUGCUAGCCUGUCCAACUUUUGAAUUUUUUACACAAUGGGAUAAGGGUUAACAACUGUGUUUUCAGCCCCGAGGUCUAGUUGACCCGGAGUUUAUGUUUAUGUGUUUACCCAUGCAAAUAAUCCUGCAUAUUGGAUAUACAUAUUAUGACAGUUGAUUUCACUGUGUCAUUUAAUGAACUGACAUCCCUUUGUCAUCAGCACAAGUGACAUUUGCUUGCUCGUUUAUAAAAAGCCAAGUUUAGUAGAUAAAUCUGAGUGCGUUUGGCAUACGAAAUGUACUUAGUGGUUGCCCUGGGGUUGGUUUUAACAUGUUGAUGGAGAGGGGGAGAGAGAGAGAUGCAGUUUUAUAAAGUGGCAAAUUGCUUCGCUUCAAGGAAUUUGUUAUCGAUGGGCUUUUUCUCCCUGCAUACAUUUCAUUUCAUUUGAGUUCCCCUCCUGAUUAAAUCGGCUACGUGUCAAACAGGCAGUCUUCACACUCAGUUGCAGUGGAGACCAAUUAAAGUUCGCUAUCCCAGGAAGUAGUUAGUGCCCAUAUCAUGCACGGCUCUCAGCAAGACAUCCGGCGCAGGUUACUAUUGGCCUGCGUUUGAUAAUCCAUUAUUUCUAGAAAGGGUCAGUACCUGAUUUGAUCCCUGUGUCUUUCCACCAUAGACUCUCCUUUCUUACUUCUGUGUGUGCUGCUUCUCACCCCUGACGCUUACUCCAGAGGUUCCGAUUUGUAAGUGUGUGUGUGUGUGUGUAUUCGUAUACACAUGGCGCGUGUCUACAAAGCUCAUGCAUCCUGGUCUUUUGUCGAGUCUCUGAGAAAUCUGAAUGUCUAUCACUUGUCAUUUGUUUAUGGUUCUGAGCGCAGUUUUCAUUUAUUUCUUGAGGAGUUUUGGAAUGGAAACACAUGUACAGUAUGUUUCACUUACUGUAGUUGCUGUUAGCUGCUGUCUUCCAAAAUGUUCUCUAUCCUGAAAUAUCCUCAGAAACAGACAGUUUCUUUGAUUUUUACAUUUAUGUCUGCCUUAGCAGCUUCUGCUGAUACCUUUUUAAGACACUGUGCCUUGUCUUAAAAUUUGCUAUGGCCUGCUCUAUUUAUAUCUUUCAAUUCCCUCAGUAAUUUCUAUAAGGAGCUGGGAAUCUUUUCUUUUAUGUUCAGAAUCAGCAUAAUCUGUUAUAAUUUCUAUUAUAUCAUAUACUCCUUUGCAUAUUGUGUAUAAUCAAUAUGCAUCAUCUGUUAUCUUCUACAGGCAGGUGUGCGUAUCAGUCUUCUUGGUCUUUUUCAUUUGUGAUUCCUCCUUUAUUUUGAGCAGCUUGGCGGUUGAUCGAGAUGUGGUACUGUGUCAGAGCAGACGUCUAAGUGUGUGUGCCCAUUCAGGAAUGAUUCCAUUCUCUCAUCUCCAGAUUAGCUUGAGACAAAGGUCUGGAUUGCUUGUGCAGUCAUCCACAGGGACCUCCAUAUUUAAUUUGUAGCCUCUUUAUUCCCAAUGGUCUAAAUCUGUCUAAAGAUUGUCUACAGUAUAUUACAUCAGUGUUUGAUACUUUUGAAAAUGCAUUUUGAACCCAGGAUAUUAGGUAAAAGGAUGCUCAACCAUACAGCACACUUUUGCCCACAAAUACAAACUAAUUAUUCAUCACAAUCCUACGCCGUCUUAGUUCUUGCUGUUAUUGGUAGGACUUUCAAUAUGGUUGAUAUAUUUCAAGAGGUGGAGUUGGUGGAAAUCUGAAUACAAGGCCAUUGCCAGUGUACAACUAUUCAAAUUCAAGAGACAGUUUUUCUAUGAAAGGAUAGUCCUGGAAAUUCAUAAUUGAACCUACUGGUGCUAAAAUGUGAUGCUGAGAUUGAAUUUUUCUUUUUUUCUAAUGAUGUAUUCUUACUCUAAUGCACACCUUACAUUUUUACAUCCUUGAAUGGAGCAGAGAUAUUGACAAUAUUAUUCUUUGGUUGAAAAAAUCAGGCACAGCCUUGUUUAAUCUUCAUGGCUUUCGGGUCGUUAAAUCCCAUUUGUACCGGUGGGGAGAGCAAAUUAAAUCUCAUUCAUCAUCUUCUGCAAGCCAUUAGAAGAUAAAUUUCUUGUGGACAAUGAAAUACAAGUGUUCCAGGAACUGAUUUGGAUCAUUGAUUUCAUCAUGAUGUGUGUGCAUACCUGACUAAGAUUCAAUCAGGAUAAACAGGCUAAAACCACUGUAUGUGUAAAUAUACAUUAUUUCAACUAAUUUGUCCAGAAAUGAAGUUAAACAGUGUUUACUGUGUAGCCUAUCAGAUAUGGAUUACUAUGGAAAGAUAUAGGGGGUUGGUUGUAUGAGGGGUACUUUAAGUAGCAUUAUGACAAAUAUAUGGCAUAUAUUUAUUGAAAAUAUUGAUGCAAAGUACGUACAAAGCUAUGAGUCUGGGGAUAGAUGGGACUGGUCCAUCUACCUUUUACAUUUCUCUUAAUUAUAUGUAAUACCAUUUUCUACUGGUUGGGAGGAUGAAGAGUCCUUGGAUUUGCCUACUUGGCCUAUAUAAACAUUAUGGUGGCUAUAGACAACGGCCAUCUGUAACUUGCCUGUUGUUGCCUUUUGUUUCUAUAGUUCUGUUACAUGAGAAGUAAUAGGAGAAAAACAUAUCAGAGGUAGUCCAGACUUUUAAAGUUAAAAAAUUGUAUUAAAGUUUUACUGGGGAUCAAGUGAGAUUUUAUCUAACAUAGCUUUAAAGAGGAAAUUCACUUUUGUUUGUUGUUUUCAUGAUAUUUUACGAUGUAUUUUAUGUAAAUAUUCUUUUUGGGUUAUUUUCUGACUGAUCAAAGUGAAUAUCAAACUCAGUCUGUUUUCGAAAUACGACACAAAAAUGAGUUUUUUUCUAACAAAAAGAAGUUCCAAGAUGACUGUGAGUUGAACGAACCCCCUAAUAAAUGAUUGUGUAAAUAUAAAAAUCUGACACACUUUUGAAAAGUCUGAUCUUUUCUAAUUUUCUUUUUCUGUCUGAUCUGUUUAAUCUCAGAAACGGAUAAAAGUUAAAAGAAUAUGUUAUUAUACACCAUAUUAUUUAAGCUUUAUUUACAAAAAAACACUUUUAAUUACAUAAACGUAAACAUUGUUUUUAUAUAUUAUUUUCAUUCAACAGUUAUACACUGUAUAUCUACCAAUAUCACCAUGUUCUAUUAACAAAGAAAUGUCAAUAAAAGGUUUAAAAAGCUUU
Messenger RNA from Alosa alosa (allis shad), 7837 nucleotides. It is a transcript of the gene mmp24, whose product is annotated as matrix metallopeptidase 24. Gene Ontology annotation, biological process: extracellular matrix organization; proteolysis; collagen catabolic process. Lineage: Eukaryota; Metazoa; Chordata; Actinopteri; Clupeiformes; Clupeidae. Gene Ontology annotation, cellular component: extracellular matrix. The record is from RefSeq and is a predicted model, not a curated record. Gene Ontology annotation, molecular function: zinc ion binding; metalloendopeptidase activity.